Erigeron canadensis is the source of this 3894-nucleotide messenger RNA. RefSeq names its product TMV resistance protein N-like. The coding region runs from base 1 to 3894 and encodes 1297 amino acids. The transcript has 5 exons. Lineage: Eukaryota; Viridiplantae; Streptophyta; Magnoliopsida; Asterales; Asteraceae. Gene Ontology annotation, biological process: signal transduction; defense response. Gene Ontology annotation, molecular function: ADP binding. The record is from RefSeq and is a predicted model, not a curated record.
AUGGUAGCUCUCAUGGUUACAGCAGCUGUGAUUAUACUUACAACAUUAAUAUUAGUGCUGAUGUUUAGGGCGGUGUUUUCAUCCCCAUCAAGUGAUCGCUCACAAGGCAUUACUGAUCAUGGAGGUUCACCGGUUCCAAACACAUCGUGUUGGAAAUAUGAUGUGUUUCUUAGUUUUAGAGGAGAGGAUGUUCGCAAGAAAUUUGUAGACCAUCUCUACACUGCUCUUGUGGAACAAAACAUCCUUACGUACAAGGAUGAUGAAACACUUGCUCGGGGUGAUAACAUCGGUUCGACUCUCUUGAAAGCCAUCCAAAAUUCGCAUAUUGCUCUCAUCGUAUUUUCCAAAAAUUAUGCCGAUUCAUCAUGGUGUUUGGAUGAACUUGCAUACAUCAUAAAAUGUAAGGAGGAGAGGGGGCAAAUCGCUAUACCUGUAUUUUAUGAGGUGGAUCCCUCUGAAGUAAGUGAACAGAAAGGCCAAUUUGGUGAAGCGUUUUCCAAGCAUUUUAUGUCGGCGAACACUGACAAAGUCGAAUCAUGGAAAAAAGCACUUGUUGAGGCAAGUAACAUCGCUGGAUGGGAUACCAAGUUUGUAGCUAACGGGCAUGAAGCGAAAUGUAUUAAAGAGAUUGUUGGUUCAGUUUUAGAUAUAUUGUGCCCAUCCUUAAAUUCAGCCACUGACGAUGAUGAUGAUGAUGAUGACCUUGUUGGAAUGGCAACUCGAUUGCAGGCUUUGGAAUCCGAGUUAGAAAUCGGGUCAGGUGGUGUGCGUAUGGUUGGGAUAUGGGGUGUUGGGGGUGGUGGUAAGACCACUCUUGCUACUUCUCUUUACAUGAAACUAUCUGCUAAUUUCCAUGGUUGUUGCUUAAUUGAAAAUAUUCGGGAGGAAUCGAAACAACAAAAUGGUUUAAGAAAACUACAAGGAAGAAUUUUAUCAACUAUUUUUAAAAAAGAAAUUGAAGUGCAGAGUGUUGCUAUAGGAAAACAGAAGAUCAAACAUAUGUUAUGUAGUAGGAAUGUGUUGGUUGUUCUUGAUGAUGUGGAUAAUCUUGAACAACUGGAGGCGUUAGCUGGAAGCACUAAUUGGUUUGGUGAUGGCAGCCGGAUAAUAAUCACAACCAGGGAUGAGCAUGUGCUAACGGCUCCCCGCCGUAAAAUUAAGGUCUGUCCUGUAAGGUUAUUAUCAGAAGAGGAGGCUAGUCGGCUCUUUAGAAAAACAGCAUAUCAUGAAGAUAGCCCUGUAGAAGAUUAUGAUAAGCUUUCAUUACGUGUGAUUAAAUAUGUUAAUGGGCUCCCAUUAGCACUUAAAGUCAUAGGGUCUUUUCUUAAUGAUAAAGACAAGAAGGGGUGGCUCAGUGCUUUGGAUAAGUUGAAAGAAACACCAAAUCCUACGGUCACCGAUCAACUUAAAAUAAGUUUUGACGGACUUGAACCUUAUGAGAAAGAGUUAUUCUUGGAUAUUGCAUGUUUCUUCAGGGGGAGGAGUAAAGAAGAGGCAAUGAAGAUACUUGAUGCUUGCGGAUUUCACCCUCGUAUAGGCGUCACGGUGUUGAUAAAAAAGUCUCUCAUAACCAUUUCUAAGUACGGAAAAUUUGAGAUGCACGAUCUAAUUCAAGAAAUGGGACACCACAUUGUUAGAGGGGAAGAUCCCGAAAAUCUGGAAACACACAGCAGGGUUUGGAGGAGUAAAGAUAUUAAAUACUUGUGUGCUGGGAAUGCAACAAUGGAAAAUCAUAAGAUUGAAGCCUUACAAUAUUGUAUAUCGUAUAAGGGUCCAGCACAAGGCUUUAUGAGGCUUGUUGCAAACUUGAAGAAACUAAGAUUCCUACAUGUGUAUAGCUAUCACGGUUUCAGCUAUAAAUGUGAAGGGGCUACUUUUCUUUCAAAUAAUUUGAAGUAUAUUGAUUUACGUGAGUAUCCUGCCAGUCUUUUCCCUGAAAGUUUCCAACCAAGGAAGCUUGUUGUUCUGAAGCUGAAUUCCACCUUGCAAAAGGAACUUUGGAAGGGUAAAAAGGAUAUGCCGUGCUUGAAGGAGCUCGAACUCAUGAACGCGGAGGCACUAGUUAGGACACCUGAUAUUGGUGGACUCUCAUCUCUUCAGAACCUAGUGAUCGAACGAUGUGAAAGUUUAGAAGAGAUUCAUCAAUCACUUGGAAAUCAUACAAGUCUUGCUAAUCUAUGUGUAAAAUCAUGCAAAAAGCUUGUACGUUUUCCAACCAUUGUUCAGAUGGAGAAACUGGAGAAUCUUAAAAUUUCAGAUUGCAAAGCUCUUCUUGAGAUUCCACAGACUAGCAGAGUUUCAGUGUAUCAGAAUCUACCAUGUUUGAAAGAGCUUGAACUCAAAUUCCUUGAUGCACUAGUUAGGACACCUGAUUUCGGUGGACUCCCAUGUCUUCAAAAGGUGACAUUCUCUAACUGUGGAAGUUUAAAAGAGAUUCAUCCAUCAAUUGGGAGUCAUUCAAGCCUCGUUUAUAUGUAUGUACAUUUGUGUCCGAAGCUUGCAAGGUUUCCAACCAUUUUUCGGAUGGAAAAACUGAAGAAUUUAGAACUUUCAGGUUGCGGAGCUCUUCUUGAGUUUCCAAAGAUCAAAGCAAACAUGGAUAGCUUGGAAAAAUUAGAUUUGAUGUAUCUUGGUAUAGAAGUUCUCCCCUCAUCAGUCGGGAGAUAUUGUUCCAACCUUCUUUCCCUAAAGUUGAGCAACUGUUCAAAGUUAAAAACCAUAGAAGGAAACUUUCAUGCCUUAAAACGUUUGGAGAUGUUUGCGUUGUAUAAGCCAAAACUUGAGAAGUUUUCAAAAGAUCUUUUUCUUGUAAAUUGUUGUCUAGAAGAGCUGCAUUGGGUGUCUGGACCCGAUCCUCCUCACUUGCCACAUUUGUUAAGAAAGUUGGAUCUCAAUUGUUGUAAAUUGAAAGAUGGAGAAAUACCUCGUGAGAUUGGUGAGUUAACCAGCUUAAAAGAGCUACAUCUAAAGUUCAAUGAUUUUUCACGAGUAGACAUCAGCAUCUCACAUCUUACUCAGCUCAAACUACUUAGUCUGAGUUAUUGUAAAAUGCUUGUUGAAUUACCAAAGUUCCCACCAAAUCUUGCUAUUCUCGAAGCAGAGUACUGCAACUCACUUGAAGCCAUUGGAGAUGAUAUAUACUCAAAUUGUAAAUGGUUAUGCAGUUUCUCAGUUAUAUCAAGUUCGGUAGAGUGUGGCAACUUCGUUGGUGGCAAGAGAUUACUAGAAUCCAUGCUUCAGGGAAAUGCUAUUGAAGAUGGUCAGUGCAUGUGCCUCAUGUUAAGUGGCGUAGAGAUUCCCAAGGAGUUUGAACCCCGUUUGCUUAAAGGGAGUACAUAUAGAUUGCAACUUCCAGAGAAUUGGUUCAAUGAAUAUACUGGAUUUUUAUUUUGUUCUGUUAUCGAGAUAUGUGUACCUCAAUCAAUAGGGAUAACUAUGAUGGGAAUUGGGGGUUCUCAAAAUGAACAGGUGUUUUGGGAGGAGGAUGAUCAGAGUGUUGAUGAUCAUGAUAUAUGGAGUUAUAUAAUGACCAAAAGUAUAAUGUGGGGAGAGUCUUUGGAGGAGUUGUACAAAGAAGAAAGAAAACGGUUAGAAGAAAGCAGGAAAAACAAACAUACAUGGAUGGUGUAUGUUCCAUUUGGGUCACUGAAAAGCACCGCUUGGUGGGAUCAAACAUCCACUGCAUUUGAUUUUUCUGUUGCCCAUCUAAAUGGAGCUGGUCAGGUGUUGAAAAAACUUAAAUCUUAUUCUAGUGGGUUUGGAGCUAGACUCGUUUCCAAGAAGAAUCAAAUGAAAGAAACAAUCUCCUCUGAAUUUUCUUCUGAUGAUGGUGAUUAUAAAUGUAAAUUUACAAUCCACCGUGAUUCAAAGUCUGAAUUGGAGUGUCGAUUUUAA